Synchytrium microbalum is the source of this 1437-nucleotide messenger RNA. RefSeq names its product GDP-Man:Man3GlcNAc2-PP-dolichol alpha-1,2-mannosyltransferase (gene ALG11). Gene Ontology annotation, cellular component: endoplasmic reticulum membrane. The record is from RefSeq and is a predicted model, not a curated record. Bases 1 to 1437 code for a protein of 478 amino acids. Gene Ontology annotation, biological process: protein N-linked glycosylation. The transcript is spliced from 10 exons. Gene Ontology annotation, molecular function: GDP-Man:Man(3)GlcNAc(2)-PP-Dol alpha-1,2-mannosyltransferase activity. NCBI's taxonomy places the organism in Eukaryota, Fungi, Chytridiomycota, Chytridiomycetes, Synchytriales, Synchytriaceae.
AUGGAUCAAAGCGGAGGCUACUCAGAUGCCCAGCGAAUAGUAAAUAUGCUAUCGGCUGGUUCUUUUACUAUUCUGUUUAUUGCACUCACUGGCAUUUGGGUCUUGUCGAGCAUGCUAAAGCAACGUGCACGUAAAGAUCACGUAUCUAUUGCGUUCUUUCAUCCUUACUGUGAUGGUGGAGGUGGUGGUGAACGUGUCUUAUGGACUGCUAUUCACGCUCUUUUAGGCUCAAAUGAAGCUCAAGAUAUGCCUGUGUAUAUUUAUGCUAGACGUCAAGCUGGAAGUGCUAAGGAACUUGUUGCUAAAGUCAAGGCAUGUGCUGAUCAAUUCGACAUUGAGAUUGAUAACAGUCGACUGCAUCUCGUGUACUUAGAUAGAACUGCGUGGCUCGACGCUAAAAAAUAUCCAUUCAUGACUCUGAUCAUGCAGAGUCUGGGAUCUAUGUUCGUCGGGUGGGAAGCUUUACAGAAACUGAAGCCAGACAUCUUUAUCGAGACUACUGGAUUCGCAUUCAUCAAUCCAAUUGCUAAAUGGUUUUCAUGUCGUGUUGUCUCGUAUGUGCAUUAUCCAACAAUCAGCACCGAUAUGUUGAAAAAGGUGGAAUCUCGAGUCGAGGAUUUCAAUAAUGUGAGUCGUAUUGCUGGGAGUGGAUUCUUGACACGACUGAAACUGCGGUACUAUCAAGUUUUCGCAAUGAUCUAUGGACAUGUCGGCUCUUAUGCGGAUCUUGUGUUGGUCAACUCGACAUGGACCUUGGACCAUGUUAACGCUAUAUGGAAUGUGCCUGAAAGGACAUCCAUUGUGUAUCCGCCUUGUGACUUUAAUAGUUUGCAGGCCCUAUCGACUGAUAAGAGAGAGAACCUGAUUGUCUCUGUUGCUCAAUUCAGACCAGAAAAGGCCCAUCCCCUACAACUGGAAGCAUUUGCAAAGCUGCUUCAUCAACAUCCAGACCUAAAAAACUGGAAACUCGUCUUGCUCGGAAGUAGCAGAAAUGACGAAGACGCACAGCGUGUCAAGGCAUUACGAGAAUUAGUAGCUACUUAUCAAUUACAAGAUCAUGUUGUGUUUGAAGUGAAUGCUCCAUACUCGAAACUAAAAGAGUAUUUUGGUCGUGGGCGAAUCGGUUUGCAUACCAUGUGGAAUGAGCACUUUGGGAUUAGUAUUGUUGAGUAUAUGGCAGCAGGUCUGAUUGUGGUAGCUCAUAAUUCUGGUGGACCGAAAUCUGAUAUAGUCACAGACUCGCCAACACAAGGCAUCGCCGGAUUCCUUGCUACCAACUCUGACGAAUUCGCUGACGCACUGUAUAGAGCCAUCACUCUCAACGUACAUGAAAGACAGCACAUUGUAGAGUAUGCACGUGAGAAGACAGAGACAUUCUCAACUCAGCCAUUUGAGGACGGGUUCUUGCAAUCGGUAUUGCAGCUCUGUGAGAUGUAA